CUGAUUAGGUGUCUUUUUUAUUUGGUGGCUACUUUAAUUUUUAUCCUCACACUUUUCACAUAAUAUUAUAUUAUAAAGUUAAUUCACUAAAUAAAUAUAAUUAGUGUGGUUAUUAUGGAUUUUGUGAGUUAACCGCGGUGGGUAGUGGAUAACUACUAACCACAAAAAUCUUUAUUUUACUACCCACACCUAACCUACUACCCACACCUAACCUACUACCCACAACUUAUGGGUAUGGUUACCCACAAUAGGUACGGAUUGGUGCGGUUUGCUGAUUAUCCACAAAUCGCAACCCAAACUUCCAGACCUAGCUAUGGCUACGUGGAAACGGGGUCAAUGGACUAGGGAGGGAGGGUCGUGUGGCUCAACGAGGCAAAAGGGUUUUGGGGCUAUGGGCGAAAGGAACAGUGUGCAAAGAGGGAGCUUUGCUUUGCUUUGGAGGGUGGGGGUGGGGGCCAAACAUAAAUAGACAAAAAGAGUGGUGUAUUUAUUGCCCACUUAUUCUUCAACCCACUCACUUCACUCACUCACUACUGCUCUCCCUUCAGGAUUUUGCUUUGAUUCACUCUCUCACUUCACUUCCCUCCCAGCCUCACUAGUUUUAGUCAGAGAAACAAGGGAAACCCAUUACCAAACAAAAACAAACAAAACACUCUGCAGCAGAGAGCCAGAGCAGCAUUUUGAUCUUCGUGCUUCUUAUUGGCAGCAAUAGUAGUAGUAGUUGUAGGGGAGGAAAAAUUUAUUGCUUCUCUUUCUACCUUCUUCAUCUUUCUUUAAACCCACCUUUCCCAAUUCCCCCCACCAAACCCGUUACCACAGCCAAAGCUCGAGUCUUUCUACAGAGCAGAGUCUACUGUACUGAUAGGAGAAAGUAUGUUUGCAGCAGAGAACGGGCUGAAGGGAGACCCAAGGCUUGAGGCCAUCUCCCAGGCUAUUAGGGUUGUCCCUCACUUCCCCAAGAAAGGUAUAAUGUUUCAAGAUAUAACGACCCUGUUGCUGGAUCAUAAGGCGUUCCAGGAUACGGUGGAUAUCUUUGUCGAUCGUUACAGGAACAUGGACAUUUCCGUAGUCGCUGGGAUUGAAGCUAGGGGUUUCAUGUUUGGUCCCUCGAUCGCUUUAGCCAUUGGAGCGAAAUUUGUUCCCUUGAGGAAGCCGAAAAAGUUGCCCGGUAAAGUGAUAUGCGAAGAAUAUGAGCUGGAGUAUGGAACAGACUGCUUAGAGAUGCAGGUAGAUGCUGUGCAGCCAGGGGAUCGUGCGCUGAUAGUCGAUGAUCUGGUCGCUACAGGUGGAACACUGUCAGCAGCGAUAAGGCUCUUGGAACGCAUGGGGGCGCAAGUUGUAGAAUGUGGAUGUGUGGUUGGUUUGCCUGAAGUCAAGGGGCAGUGUAGGCUGAAUGGAAAACCAGUGUAUAUCCUCGUGGAGCCUCGAGAAAUAGACAAUUGCCGCCAUGAUAUCUCCUCUGAGUUUUUGAAUGUGCAAUGCUCUGGCUGACUUGGGGGAGAACCAAGGGAAGAAGUUUGAGCAACUGCAGAACAAAUGUCUGCGCGGUUUUCUCCACUCUCGUAUGCCCGCCUUCUGUUCAAGUUUGGGGCAGCCGAAUGUUCCACGGUAGCUUUGUGUAGUAGCAGUAGUAGUCUUCUCUUUCUUGUGGCGGUUUUUACUUUAUGCAUUGAUAGUUGUCUUUAGGGCCUGUGUUGUAACUUAAGAGAAUGAGCAAUUUAGAAAGAAGACUUUGGCAUAGAUCAAUGAUGUAUCAUUCAAUUCAUUUGUGGUUUUAGUCUGAAUCUCAUCUCUUUCCCCACAUGAAAGGGUUUCUGUACGAAAUUGGCUAUGGUGUUGAUGCAAAUCUGAUCUGUGCGUCGUGCCGUGCCGUGCGUACUUAUAUCGUCAGGUUGCUCCCCUGCACUAUCUGUGCUGAUGCAAUGAAAUGCACUGAACGCCCAGCAACAGCACUGCAUCGCAACUGCAUUUUGGAUUUUGCAAUGAGAAAGAUUCGAUUCCAUCUGGGCAGAUUUGUUCAGCUUCGAGAAAGGUAGAAAGAUUCAGUCCACUCCUAAACCCAACAACCAAGAAAUACGCCAUUGGAAA
Messenger RNA from Linum trigynum, 2088 nucleotides. The record is from the annotation of a GenBank genome assembly. NCBI's taxonomy places the organism in Eukaryota, Viridiplantae, Streptophyta, Magnoliopsida, Malpighiales, Linaceae.